UGCGCGUUACAUGGGUAGUUGGCAGAGUCGGUAGCGGGGUAAGGUUCCGCUGCACACAGAGUGGAAAAUGCCGCUGGGCUUAAAGGGGAAAUGGAAGCACAGAUCGCGGGACAGCACUACCUUGGUGGAGAACGAAGGUGGCGCAGGCUGGAGGGGUGGCGGGAUCGGGGCGUCUACCCCGAGCGCGGCCGGCGGGGCUGGGCUGCCUGCGCCGCCGUCUUACGCCCGGCCCAAGCUGGUCUUCCACACGCAGCUGGCGCACGGCAGCCCCACCGGCCGCAUCGAGGGCUUCACCAAUGUCCGUGAGCUUUAUGCCAGGAUUGCCGAGGUGUUCGAUAUCCCUGCCUCGGAGAUUUUGUUCUGCACAUUGAAUACACACAAAAUUGACAUGGACAAACUCCUCGGCGGGCAGAUUGGCUUGGAAGACUUUAUUUUUGCACAUACAAAAGGUCUCAGGAAAGAAGUGGAUGUUUUUAAAUCAGAGGAGGCUCUGGGAUUGACCAUUACUGAUAAUGGGGCAGGAUUUGCUUUCAUAAAGCGCAUCAAGGAAGGCAGUAUCAUCGACCAAGUGAAAGUAAUUCUUGUCGGUGACCAUAUUGAAUCGAUCAAUGGCAAGGGUGUGGUUGGCUGCCGGCACUACGAGGUGGCCAAGAUGCUGAAAGAAUUGCCAAAAGGCAAAAGCUUCACACUCAAGCUGGUAGAAACCACUAAAGCAUUUGAUGUGAUUGAGCCCCGAUCACGAGGAAAGCCUGGUGGCGAGGGUAAGAUUGGCACAGGAAGGGGCACACUACGAUUGCGUUCAAAGGGACCUGCAACUGUGGAAGAGUUGCCAACUGAAUUCGAAGAAAAAGCAAUCGGUAAAGUUGAUGACCUGUUAGAAAGUUAUAUGGGCAUAAGGGACACUGAAUUAGCUGCAACCAUGGUUGAGGUUGGGAAGGACAAGAAAAACCCUGAUGAAUUUGCAGUGGCACUCGAUGAGGCCCUGGGCGACUUUGCGUUUCCGGAUGAGUUUGUCUUUGAUAUCUGGGGUGCCAUAGGUGACGCAAAGAAGGGAAGACUUUAGUGCCAACGUUUCGAUAGGCAGCGUUUUGAAGCUUCAUUGAUAGUUCCUUUUUUAAAAAAAAAUGCCAAAUGGACUUUGUUGCCUGAGAGUGGAGUGAGCACAUUUUUAAAAUUGUGUUCAAUUUGUCCAGUAACUUCUUAGGCCAUCACAAGACCAUCCAAUAAAACACAGACCACCCUCAUCCCUGCCCACUACCUUCCCAUGUUGGAGUAGAGGACAAUCUUACCUUACUAAUCAGUCAAUCCCUCUCUCUCUUUUCCUCUGUCUGUCUCUCUUUCUCUUCAGGUUUCAAUAAAUUAUUGACGGAUAUAUCACUUCUGUUUUUCUCUGGUUUCCACUAGAGAGCAGUACUACAUGCCAUUGUUAAGUGGACUGAGCCCCGUACGAGCUCACCCUUUCCACUAUUGAGGAUCUACAGAAGGUGCAGCACUUGUAACCUUAGUGACUAUAUAUCACUGGGCAAAGUGUUUUUUAAAGAAAAAAAUUGAGAAAGAUUUAGUUCAAAUAACAAGUACAGUUUCAAACAUUGCUCUUUCUGUGAAUGAGAGUAUUUAACAUUUAUGUCACCAAAGUUAAUUUUGGAAAUAGCAUUCAUUCCGAAUUAUAAAUGAUGUUGGACCAAAGAUUUUCUAAGAAUAUUUGUACACUCCUGUCAAUCCAAUGGGGUUUUUUUCUAUAAUUUUAGACAUUUGGACAAUGUAUUUUCACUCAAAAUACGUAUAAAGAAUUACAAGCCAACAAGUGUUUUUUUAAUAAUUGCAGCCUCGUUUAUAAUUUACCAAGUCUUAAAAUGAUUUACCAUGGUGUGCCUAAUGAUGUUGCACUGUAUUUUUAUAGCUAAAUUGUUCGCUAAUUUUGUUUGGAUCUUUGGUACCAGGACAGCCAAUUAAUCAUAUAUUUGAUAGGACUUUAUUUUAAUAAUCUAGUGACUCAAUUUUAUUCACUUAGUCUGUAAAUACACAUUGCCUAUUGACUUAUCUGAAUGUAGAUUGGAGUUUAAUUGUGGUGGUUUAGGUUAUCACUACUUGGGAUGAUACCCUUGUCUCGAAUGCCAGCCUCCAAAACUCACUAAUUCAACAGCACUUCCUGAAUCAUCAGUGACGCAGGAUGGGUUGAUAAUAAGCCAAGACUCCUGAUCAAAAUAAUUUUUGUGUAAUCCUUUUUCAGUGAGUCAAACAGUAUAACUUUUUCCACCCACUGCUUGGAGCAGGUUGUUUUCACUUAAGUGUGGUAUGUACUGGAUAUAAUUAAUGAGAUUGCAUCAUGCAUUGGAUGUCUAUAAUCUUCAACAUCUUGUUUAUUUAUUUAAGCUCUUUGUUCUACAUCCAGAUGGAUUUGUGUUGUUAUUACUAUAUUUUUCAACGGGGUUUUGGUUCUCAUUCCAUUUUAUAUUGCUAUAACUCUACAUUUGUUUAAAAUGAAUCAGUUACCUCAAAUGGUUCUCCGAGAGCAUCCAGACUUGAUCUCUGUGGGUCCAUACACAUGAUUUGGUCUUGGGUGUGUGAUUUUCUGGAGUUGCCCAUCCUCCAUCACUGUGCGCUAUAUAUAUAUAUAUAUAUAUAUAUAUAUAUCUACACUGUUGGCUAAGCAUGUGUUACAUUCAGGUGCUACAUUCAGAAAUAUAAUUGUAUAAACAUUCCUAUGUAUGUACAUGCAUCAAAAGCAGUUGAUGCUUGUAAGUUUGUGCACCAAUGAGACAUCACUUCUACCAAAGCUCUUUCCAAUUCGGACCAAAUUCAGAAAUGGGAAUAUCAAUCAGCUUGGAGGCUGGCGGUGAUCUAAGUUUGCCUGUUUUAACUUUAUGGGACUAGCUUUCUCUCCAAGUACAACUGACUUUCUUCUGCACUUACAAUCAAAGGGAAGAUAACUCCUCCCAGUAAAAAUGACUCUUUGAGCAUUGGUCUAUUAAGCAUGCACAGUCAUAACUGGGCUUCACAAAGUUCAUAAUGACUACUUUACCUAAAGCAGUGCUUCGGUGUUGAACUACUGAAAACACAAUGAUUUACACUACAUGUUAAAAUGCCUUCUGUAAAGAGAUUUUUCUAUUAAAGUUUUUUUUCACAAA
This is a messenger RNA of Hypanus sabinus (Atlantic stingray), 3128 nucleotides long. It is a transcript of the gene gipc2, whose product is annotated as GIPC PDZ domain containing family, member 2. The record is from RefSeq and is a predicted model, not a curated record. The transcript has 6 exons. Lineage: Eukaryota; Metazoa; Chordata; Chondrichthyes; Myliobatiformes; Dasyatidae. The coding region runs from base 68 to 1063 and encodes 331 amino acids. Gene Ontology annotation, molecular function: protein binding.